AUGAUGCUCGACACUUCAACUAUUCCCGGCUACACGAUAUAUCGGGAAGAGCAAGGUGGUUCCUCUCAAAUCGACCCUGCCACACUGCAACCUCCGCUUCACCCUUUGGAUCAGCUAUCGGUUGAGGAAAUUUCGGUUACUGCCCAAGUCAUCCGUAACCAUACUGCUUUUCAAGCUGUGAAGUUCAACUGCAUUACCCUGCGUGAGCCCCGCAAAGAUGAAUAUGCAGCAUUCAAAUCCGGCCAAAUGUCAACCCUCGACCGCCGAGCUUUCGCCAUCGUCAUCGAUAAGAGCUCUGGCAAAGUAGCUGAAGUCGUCGUGAACCUAACCAGUGGCACUGUCGAGGACCUGAAGGUUCUUGACGAAGUCGCACCCACCUUGACCCUCGAGGAUCUGGACGUCUGCGAGCGGAUUUGCCGCACUGACGAGCGUGUGAUCCGAGUAUGCCAAGAGAUUGGCAUUUCUGAUAUGUCCAAGGUCUUCUUGGAUGCAUGGGCCAUCGGAUUCGAUGAUCGCUGGGGCAUGGAACGGCGCCUGCAGCAAGGACUCGCGUAUUAUCGUGAUUCGGCUUACGAUAACCAGUACGCUCAUCCUCUCGACUUCAGUGUAGUCCUCGACACUGACAAAGAGGAGGUACUGGCUGUCGACGUUCGGCUAGUCAACGGUGAGCGAACCCAGGUACCGUUCGAGCAGCAUAACUAUCUGCCUGAGUUUAUUGGUGAUGGUUAUGUGCAUGAUAGUCUGAAGCCCAUCGAUAUCACCCAGCCCGACGGUCCAUCCUUCCGUAUGCGAGGCACCCAGCUUCACUGGGCUGGCUUCAAAAUGCAUAUCGGCUUUAACUAUCGCGAAGGCAUCGUGUUGUCAGAUGUGUCCAUGUACGACAUGUACGAGAAGCGGGAUCGGGAACUUUUCAACCGCAUCAGCGUUGUCGAGAUGGUAGUACCCUACGGCAAUCCUCAAGCGCCCCACCAAAGGAAGCACGCUUUUGACGUUGGCGAGUACGGCACUGGUCUCAUGACCAAUAGCCUCAAGCUGGGCUGCGAUUGCAAAGGAGUCAUCCAGUAUUUGGAUGCAGUACUCUCCACUGGCGAUGGACUCCCAGCUGUUAUCAAGAAUGCAAUCUGUAUUCACGAGGAGGACAACGGUUUGCUGUACAAGCAUACUGACUAUCGAGAUGGUUCCGUCAUCUCUGCUCGAGACCGACGGCUUAUUAUCUCGCAAAUCAUUACUGCAGCCAACUAUGAGUACGCCUUCUACCACAUUUUUACGCUGGAUGGUACCUAUAAGCUCGAGAUCAAGCUUACUGGCAUGCUGAAUACCUAUUGUCUGCAUUCUUCCGAGAUAGCAGCUCCCUACGGCACAGAAGUGGCUCGCGGAAUUGACGCCCAUAAUCAUCAGCACAUCUUCUCCUUGCGUGUGGAUCCUAGUAUCGAUGGCCCCAGAAAUAGUGUCAUUGAACAAGACGCCAUGCCAUCCGAGCAUCCUGUCGGCUCGGAGGAGAAUAUGUAUGGAAAUGCUUUCUUGUCGAAGCCGACACUAUUGCGGACCGCCAAAGAGGGAGUCAGAGAUUACUGUCACGAGACUAGUCGGGCAUGGGCGAUUGUGAAUCCGCACAGCACCAAUCCAUCAUCCCGGAAGCCUGUGUCAUACAAGAUUAUUAAUAAUAACUGCCCACCACUGCUAGCCAAGCCUGGCAGCAUGGUCCACAGCCGCGCUGCUUUCGCCCGUCACAGUCUGUGGGUAGUUCCCUACAAGGACUACGAGAUCUUCCCCGCCGGCGACUACGUAUGCCAGAGCUCCGGACAGCCUGGACACCCGCACAACCCGACUAUCGUCGACUGGGCGGAGAGAGACGAGUCCAUUGAGGAUACAGACAUCGUCUGCUACGUUCAAUUCGGUCUCACCCAUUUCCCACGCACUGAAGAUUUCCCUAUCAUGCCCGCUGAGCCCGUCAGCGUCAUGCUUCGAGCCUCGAACUUCUUCGUGAAGAACCCUGCUCUGUGGGUGCCACCGACCGCAAUCAACAAGGAUAAAACCUCUCAGUACGCCGUCUCCCCUGUUGAUGCAACCCCGCCAAGCUCUUGCUGCGCUGCUCCCAGGAUUCCAAGCAGAUUGUAG
Messenger RNA from Neoarthrinium moseri, 2118 nucleotides. RefSeq lists its product as uncharacterized. The coding region runs from base 1 to 2118 and encodes 705 amino acids. The transcript has 2 exons. Gene Ontology annotation, molecular function: quinone binding; primary methylamine oxidase activity; copper ion binding. Lineage: Eukaryota; Fungi; Ascomycota; Sordariomycetes; Amphisphaeriales; Apiosporaceae. Gene Ontology annotation, biological process: amine metabolic process. The record is from RefSeq and is a predicted model, not a curated record.